AUGGCUCGACCUCAGACCGACGACUCGGCCCAGGACAAGCACGUCGCCCGUGAGCUGCUCAUAGAGUUAUUAGCGUUCGUCGUCUCCCCUCAAGUCCGCGUAGUCAUAGCCCUCACUGACGGCUCAACGUAGUCAUCAGUUUGCGUUCCCGGUGCAAUGGAUCAAGACACAAGAGCGACUGCUCGACGGGCCCAAUGCUGUGCAACGACUGGUGGAGCUGGGCCCGGGAUCGACUCUGCUCGGCUUGGCGAGAAGUACGAUCCAGAGACAAGUCGCGACGGGUCAUCGGAUAGGCGAACCGGUCGAGACGCUCGCUUCGACCAGCGAUGCGGACCAGAUAGCCUACCGAUACGAGGCCCGAAUCGAUCUGCUGGAACCAGCAGAAGCGACCAAGGAUGUCAGCACCACGGGACUUCCUCCGAAGGAGAUUCCAGCACCGGGACCAGUUGCGAAGCCGCCUACCGCCAUUCCAGUACCUACACUCGGAUCUCAAACAGCCGCUACGCAGAUCGCAGAUGCCUCCAUAACGCCCUCGGACAUCCUGCGCGCCCUGAUGGCCCGCAAAUUGAAACUGCCCAUGCCGGAGAUUUCUCUCUCGAAGACCCUCAGGGAACUCUGCAAUGGGCGUUCAACGCUGCAGAAUGAAAUGGUCGGCGACUUACUCAACGAAUUCGGCUCUCUCCCGGACAGACCGGAAGAUCUCUCCCUCUCGGUCCUCGGCGAGGCGAUCAGCAUUCGCCCCGAAACACCAUUGGGAAAGACCACGACAGCAGCUCUGCAGAAGUUGGUCGGCUCCAAAAUGCCAUCUGGCUUCAGAAUGGCGGAUUUGCAAUCAUAUCUGAGCGACCACUGGGCUUUGCCACGGGGACGCAUGACUUCUGUCAUUCUGUACGCCCUAGCUUCAGAACCUGAGAGGAGGCUCAUGUCAGUCGCUUCGGUGCAUAGUUACCUUGAUGGUCUUGCAAGCAUGUACGCAGCGUGGGCAGGUCUGGAUCUAUCUCCCAAGCCCUCGCAACAGGACGCCGUCCAGACACAGGCCGUUGCUCUGGUGCCGGCACUGUCGACGGAAGCUGUCAAAGCAAGCAAGCGCCUGGCUCAGAAGCAAUACGAUGCUCUGAGUGAGUUUCUGGAGACGGAGAGGGCCAGCCACUCGUCCGAGGAGACAAAAGCGUCCAUAACUAGCCUUCAGUCUCAGCUCGACCACUGGACUGCUGAAUUCUCGGAUGACUUCUUGAGCGGAAUCAUGCCCUCGCAUGACCCGAAGAAGGCACGUCGCUUCGAUGCGUACUGGAGAUCUGCACGUCAAGAGCUCCUGGAGUUCUACCAUUCGGCCACUGAGUCGCGGCAACCGCUUGGCGCGAAUGACUUUCAAAAUUUCCUCAAUCGGAUGAGAAAUAAGGCCGAUCCUGAACUCGCGGUCAUUGCCAACGGCUUGGGCAGAGAGGCGUACGAGAAGCUCGAUUCUUCGCCGCACGUGCUCGGCCAGUUGCGAGAGGUAGAGCACAUAAUUUCUCAGCACUCGGACAGCGUGGAGGCUUCCGCGAUAGCCUCUGUGCGCUGUCAGCGACCCAGGGUCCAAGUUACUUAUGCAGGCGAGAUUCAACAUCUCGAGACGGACCGUAAUGUCGAAUACCCUGACCUCCUCUUCCGUUCCUCGUUUGAACCAUCCCACAAGGCAAUCGACAGUAGCGCUUCGGUUCACGUCCACGGCAGGAGCAACACCCAACUCGACGAAACCCUCACAUCGGAACUGUUUCACAUCUGUGCACAAGCGCUGAAGUCGGGCAUGUCGUUCUCUGGAAAGCACGUUCUGGUCACGGGCGCCGGACCCAACUCCAUCGGCACAGAAGUCGUCCGCCUUCUCCUUCGGGGCGGAGCUCGCGUGAUUGUUACGACAAGUCGCGCUCCGUCCCAGUCCGCAAAGUACUAUCAGAGGAUCUACGAAGUCGAAGGAGCCAAAGGGUCUGAGCUUCUACUUCUCCCUUUCAAUCAGGCCAGCGUCCGUGACUGCGAUGCUCUCGUAGAUUACAUCUACUCGCCGCAGAGCUCCGGCGGACUGGGGCGGGAUCUGGACGCCAUGCUUCCCUUCGCGGCUAUGGCGGAGGAGGGUGCGGAAUUGUCGGACCUCGACGGCAGUAACGAGUUGGUACACCGCUUGAUGAUGACCAACGUGCUCCGUCUACUGGGGCGCAUCAUCAAGAAUAAGAGAGCCAGAGGUGUAGAUGACAACCCGACGCAAGUCCUUCUCCCGCUCUCCCCGAAUCACAGCAAUCUCGGCGGCGAUGGGAUGUACUCCGAAUCCAAACUAGGUCUUGAGAGCCUGCUGAAUAGAGUGCGGUCGGAAUCUUGGAGUGACGAACUCUCCAUCUGCGGUGUCAAGAUCGGCUGGACACGCUCGACGGCUCUGACGGGAGGUAAUGACCUCUUCGCAGCGAUCAUGGAAGACCAUGGAGUCUUGACCUUCUCAGUCGCCGAGAUAGCGUUCAGCAUAGCCACGCUGAUGACACAGAGCAUUCGGGAAGCGUGCGAACAAUAUCCUCUGCUAGUGGACUACAGUGGCGGGCUUGGGCAACUGGAAGACUGCCAUGCUGUACUUGCGGAAGGCCGCCAGGCGAUUCGAUCCCGUGCGCAGACGGCAAAAGCGCUCGCCGUGGAACGUGAGCUCGAGGAUGGAAAGAGUAUCGAGUCUGUAGACGAUACUACUCGCGGGACUCCUGUGCGCCAGCGCUGUCCGAUCCGUCUCGAUUUUCCAGCCGUACCCGACUACGAAACCCAGAUCCAGCCUUUGCAGCAGGGCUUCGGGGACAGCAUCCCAGAUCCUGCCAAUACCGUCGUGAUCGUCGGCUUCUCCGAGCUCGGGCCGUUUGGUAGCUCUCGUGUGCGCUGGGAAUGGGAACGUGCAGGAGAACUCAGCCGGGCGGCUCUCAUCGAGACGGCCUGGUUCAUGGGCCUCAUCACCCACGUGCAUGAGCCGGCGAAAGCAGGACAGCAGCAGCACGUCGGCUGGGUUGACGCAAAGACAAGAGAGCCUGUUCACGAAGACGAGGUCGAGGCGCGAUAUGGAGAGUACAUCCGCGCUCACAUUGGCAUUCGAAGUCUGGAGGGUGAAGCCUCGGGUGAUGACGAGAACGACCCGACUCUGCGGGAGAUAUUGGAAGAGAUCAGCCUCCAAGAUGACCUGGCCCCGUUCGAGGCGCCUGCCGCGGCUGCGGAAGCACUGAAGCGUCGACACAAAGAGAACAUCACUGUUCAGCCGCUUGCGCAGGAUGCGGACCGAUGUACUGUGCAGUUGAAGCGCGGAGCGACCAUCAUGGCCCCCAAGUCGACCGUCUUCGACUGGGGCAAAGUAGCAGGUCUUCUCCCAACAGGCUUCGAUGCCAGCAGGUAUGGUCUGCCCAACGACCUUGUGCGCAAUCUCGACCCAACCGCACUGUUCGCCGUGUGCUGCGUCGCAGAAGCCUUCUACUCAGCCGGUCUGCCCGACCCACUCGAGCUCUUCAAGCAUAUCCACCUCUCCGAGCUGGGCAAUUUCCUCGGCUCAUCGAUCGGUGGAGCGAUCAAAGUCAAGAACCUGUACAAGGACGUUUAUCAAGGCAAGGAUGUCGAAGGCGAUGUUUUGCAAGAUGUCUACGCCAACACUCCCGCAGCUUGGGUCAAUAUGCUGCUCCUCGGAUCAGCAGGUCCCAUCAAGACCGCAGUCGGCGCGUGUGCCACUGGCGUGGAAUCGAUCGACACGGGCUUCGAUUCCAUCAUGUCCGGCAAGACUCAGGCGUGCAUUGUUGGUGGCGUCGACGACUUGCAGCAAGAUGAGGCGUUUGGAUUCUCGACACUCAAAGCGACUGCAAAUGCUGCAGAGCACUUGGCAGCCGGCCGUCUCCCUUCCGAGAUCUCUCGACCAGCAGCCGAAAGCCGUGGGGGAUUCGUCGAAUCGCUGGGAGGAGGCGUGCAGAUUCUCUGCCGUGCCGAUCUUGCUCUGCAGAUGGGCCUGCCGAUCUACGGUAUCGUAGCUGGCUCGGCGAUGGCCUCGGACGGAGUUGGCCGCUCGGUGCCAGCUCCCGGUCGAGGCAUCCUGAGUUUCGCGCGAGAAUGUCAGACAGGGCCUGAGGAAAGACUAGGCAAAGACGUCGAUUCGCGUCCGGAAUCAGACGAGGAGGGGAGUCGGUCUUCCUUGUCGGAAAGUUCGGGGUACAGCACUCCAUUAACGCCUCCUGAUGGAUCUUCGGUCGCAUCUGGGAGAGCAUUUUUCGAGAGUAAGCGACUGCCCAACAGGACAUGUUGGCCUGCGUCGGCCAAACCAUCGGUCGUUUCGUCCCCAUUUCGAUCUGCUCUGGAGACUUGGGGCUUAAGCAUUGAUGAAAUCGACUUGGUCUCGAUGCACGGAACUUCCACCAAAGCGAAUGACAUCAACGAGCCCGAAGUACUGAGUGCGGAAUUCGAUCACCUCGGACGCAAGCCAGGCCAUCCAGUGUGGGCAGUCUGCCAAAAGUCCAUCACCGGCCACCCCAAGGCGCCCGCCGCAGCUUGGAUGCUUAAUGGCUGCCUACAAGCGAUGGCCUCGGGCGUGGUGCCUGGUAACCGAAACGCAGACAACAUUGAUGCCGCAUGGCAACACUUCGAGCAUAUCUGCCUGCCGACAAGCCCCGUGCAGGCGAAAAUCCGAGCUUUCACACUCACCUCAUUCGGAUUCGGCCAGAAAGGCGGUCAAGUCAUCGGCGUGUCCCCGAAGUAUUUGUUUGCGACACUUUCGCAUGAUGCAUACUCGCAGUACACGCAGCAAGCGGGCGUCCGCUCACAACGAGCCGAGCGAGCCUAUGUCAACGCCGUGAUGACCGACCGAAUCGCCGGUAUUCUCGAUUCGCAACCGUACCAGAAGUCGAACACGAAUUCAAUCCUCCUUGAUCCAACAGCGAGACUCGGAGCCGACAACAUCAUCUCCCGCAGCAUUAUUCCACCGGUCCAGCAAUCGAAGCCUGUACCGCAAGUGGUAGGCAAAGAAAUCCAACGCGGUCGUGACGGCCGCCGACGCCAGGGAUACCCCCACCGCUCCCGCAAUGUGCGCAGCGUCGGCGUCGACGUCGUUAAGCUGGCCAACUUUACGGCGCACGAGAACAGAGUCUUUGUCGAGCGGAACUUCACCCUGCACGAACAGACCAUGGCCGCCGCACACAUCGAUCCUGCUGCCGCGCUGGCCGGGCGUUGGUGUGCCAAGGAAGCCGUGUUCAAGUGCCUGCGCACACACGGUAAGGGCGCCGGUGCGGCAAUGAAGUCCAUCGAGAUCGUCACUGCAGAAGGAGGGAUGCCCGCCGUCUCGGUAAGCUCGAUACCUCCCAAGAUUGAAUGUACCGUUGUUUGGGCUAACACACGCUGCAGCUUUCGGAAGACGCGCUCAAGGCCGCUGAAGAGGCCGGGUUGGGUAGCAUCAGUCUGAGUUUUGCCUAUGAGGAUGAUUGUGUUAUUGCGUAUGCUAUGGGUCUUGGCGCUUGA
Lecanosticta acicola is the source of this 5484-nucleotide messenger RNA. The record is from the annotation of a GenBank genome assembly. NCBI's taxonomy places the organism in Eukaryota, Fungi, Ascomycota, Dothideomycetes, Mycosphaerellales, Mycosphaerellaceae.